UUUGUGAGUGGCAGCCAUUCCCUGUAGGUACCCUGUCGGGCUGCUCCAGGCCCCACCUGGCUCCCUCACCUAGCCUGCCCCACCCCCCCGGACCUCCCCCCAGCUCCAGCCCUCUGCCCGCCCCGUGGGAGGCCCUGUGGCCCUGUCGCUGCCCUGCCCCCUCUCUCAGGAAUCAGACCUUCUCUUCCCACCAUCACUAUCCCGGCAGCUGUCCAAACAGAGUGAGAAGAAAAUGUUCUCUUGCCGGAACAGCUGGACUGACAGGCCGGGAAGGCCAGGUGGCCCGAGGCAGCCGGGAUGACAGCUCUCCCCAGGAACCCUGCUACCCGCUGAGAAACAUGAUCAGCAAGUCCCGCUGGAAGCUCCUGGCCAUGUUGGCUCUGGUCCUGGUCGUCAUGGUGUGGUAUUCCAUCUCCCGAGAAGACAGGUACAUUGAGCUUUUUUAUUUUCCCAUCCCAGAGAAGAAGGAGCCGUGCUUCCAAGGUGAGGCAGAGAGGAAGGCCUCUAAGCUGUUUGGCAACUACUCCCGAGAUCAGCCCAUCUUCCUGCAGCUGAAGGAUUAUUUCUGGGUCAAGACGCCCUCUGCCUAUGAGCUGCCCUACGGGACCAAAGGGAGUGAAGACCUGCUUCUCCGGGUUCUAGCCAUCACCAGCUACUCCAUUCCAGAGAGCAUCCAGAGCCUCAAGUGUCGCCGCUGCGUGGUGGUGGGGAACGGGCACCGGCUGCGCAACAGCUCACUGGGAGACGCCAUCAACAAGUACGACGUGGUCAUCAGAUUGAACAACGCGCCAGUGGCCGGCUAUGAGGGGGACGUGGGCUCCAAGACCACCAUGCGUCUCUUCUACCCCGAGUCAGCCCACUUCAACCCCAAAGUGGAGAACAACCCAGACACACUCCUCGUCCUGGUAGCUUUCAAGGCAAUGGACUUCCACUGGAUUGAGACCAUCCUGAGUGAUAAGAAGAGGGUGCGAAAGGGCUUCUGGAAGCAGCCUCCCCUCAUCUGGGACGUCAACCCCAGGCAGAUUCGGAUUCUCAACCCUUUCUUCAUGGAGAUUGCAGCUGACAAACUGCUGAGCCUGCCGAUGCAACAGCCUCGCAAGAUUAAGCAGGUGCAGAAGCCCACCACCGGCCUGUUGGCCAUCACACUGGCCCUCCACCUCUGCGACCUGGUGCACAUCGCCGGCUUUGGCUACCCAGAUGCCCAUAACAGGAAGCAGACCAUUCACUACUACGAACAGAUCACACUCAAGUCCAUGGCGGGGUCAGGCCACAAUGUCUCCCAGGAGGCCCUGGCCAUCAAGCGGAUGCUGGAGAUGGGAGCAGUCAAGAACCUCACAUUCUUCUGACUCGGGCAGGAGCUGUACCCGUCAGUCCGCCCGCUCUGCCACCCGAGCGGCCCCAUCCAUGGCUGUGGGGGUGCCUGGUGCCAGCAUGACCCGCUUGGACUCUCCCUCCUCUGUGUGCAGAGGGGUCCUGGUACUGGCCGGGCCUGAGACGGGGCCCUGCCUCUGGCAGCUCUCGUGGCGGCCGUAUUUGGUCAGGG
Molecule: messenger RNA, 1543 nt
Organism: Zalophus californianus (California sea lion)
Lineage: Eukaryota; Metazoa; Chordata; Mammalia; Carnivora; Otariidae
Gene: ST3GAL4
Product: ST3 beta-galactoside alpha-2,3-sialyltransferase 4
Exons: 11
Coding region: 339-1346 (335 amino acids)
Biological process (GO): glycolipid biosynthetic process
Molecular function (GO): sialyltransferase activity
Source: RefSeq, a predicted model, not a curated record